AUGCAAGUCUCUAGGGAUACACCUGGGGGGCUGUUUCCUACACCUGGGGGGCUGCACAGCUCCUACAACUACAGACCAGAGCAGACUGACCAGAGCAGACUGGUGCAGGGAGCUGCAGAGUCUAUAGAGGAUAUGUUGGAGUGGGCUGGUAUCCCCCCAGACGAGAGUCCCCGUGGAGGAGGCCAGUACGGUCCCUACCUCCAGUCCCAGAGGCUGUCCCUGUACAGCCAGGCUGCUGACUCCUUGGUCCAGACAGGGAAGGCCUACCACUGCUUCUGCAGCCAGCAGAGACUAGAAUUACUGAAGAGAGAGGCCCUACGCAGUGGACAGACACCGCGGUAUGACAACAGGUGCAGACACCUCCGCCCAGACCAGCUAGAGGAGAGCUGGAUCAGAAGGUCCCCAUGCUGUACCGUGAUCAGGUUCCGUCUGGAGUCUGGAGUAGAACCCUUCAACGACCUGGUCUUUGGCUGGAACCGUCAUGAGGUGGCCCAGGUUGAAGGAGACCCUGUUGUGUUGAAAGCUGAUGGUUUCCCCACCUAUCACCUGGCUAACGUAGUAGACGACCACCUGAUGAAGGUCAGCCACGUCCUGAGAGGAUCAGAGUGGCUCAUCUCUACCUCCAAACACCUGCUGCUCUACAGGGCUCUGGGCUGGAAGCCCCGGUGUAUCGGACACCUUCCUCUCCCCUCAACAGAGAUGGCAGUAACCGUGACCUGGACAAACUAUGAGUUUAACAAGGAACUGACCGGAGUUCAACCCUUCUAA
Molecule: messenger RNA, 768 nt
Organism: Oncorhynchus keta (chum salmon)
Lineage: Eukaryota; Metazoa; Chordata; Actinopteri; Salmoniformes; Salmonidae
Product: probable glutamate--tRNA ligase, mitochondrial
Exons: 9
Coding region: 1-768 (255 amino acids)
Biological process (GO): glutamyl-tRNA aminoacylation
Molecular function (GO): glutamate-tRNA ligase activity; ATP binding
Source: RefSeq, a predicted model, not a curated record